Gopherus evgoodei (Goodes thornscrub tortoise) is the source of this 2887-nucleotide messenger RNA. Its product is annotated as cyclin-dependent kinase 4 inhibitor B-like. Gene Ontology annotation, biological process: regulation of cyclin-dependent protein serine/threonine kinase activity; negative regulation of cell population proliferation. Lineage: Eukaryota; Metazoa; Chordata; Testudines; Testudinidae. The coding region runs from base 11 to 439 and encodes 142 amino acids. Gene Ontology annotation, cellular component: nucleus. Gene Ontology annotation, molecular function: protein kinase binding; cyclin-dependent protein serine/threonine kinase inhibitor activity. The transcript has 2 exons. The record is from RefSeq and is a predicted model, not a curated record.
UCCAUGAGGCAUGCAGGCGGGGGCUGUAGCUGCAGGCGGCGAGAGGGACCUGCUGGCUAACGCCGCGGCUCGGGGGGACGUGCAGAGGCUGCGGCUGCUGCUGGAAGCCGGGAUGAACCCCAAUACUGUUAAUUCCUUCGGCAGGACCCCCAUUCAGGUCAUGAUGAUGGGAAACACCCAGGUGGCGGAGCUGCUGCUGCAGAGAGGAGCUGAUCCCAACCGCCCGGAUCCCCGCACUGGCUCCCUCCCAGUGCACGAUGCAGCGCGAGAAGGUUUCCUGGACACCCUUGUGGCGCUGCACCGAGGCGGGGCUCGCUUGGAUCUAGGGGACAAAUCGGGCCGCCUCCCCAUUGACCUCGCUAUAGAGAGCGGGCAUCAGCAAGUGGUCAGCUACCUCCGAGCCCAGCCUGCAGGGAAUGCCGCUCCGCCCCAGGCAUAGGGCCCGGGCGGGUGGCCAGCUCCCUGCGGGGCUAACAGCGCUGCCCGGCUCAGCCACGGGCACCGCAUGAAAUGCUGGCCCCACUGCAGUCAAUGGACAUUUUGCUGUUAACUUCAGUGAAGCCAGGAUUCCACAAUCUUUCUACGGCAACCGGUGACCCAUCCGCCAGGCAGCUGCAACCUUGUUGGUCUCUUGCGGGGCGAGCAGGGACUGCGCUGGCUGGGAGGGAAGGUUCAGGGGCUGUGGUAGAAAACAGCUGGGCUGCUUGGUUCCAGUCUAAGCACAGAGUGUGCAGAGAAAGAUAACCCACUUCUACACGAACAGAUUUAUACUCAGCUUGGAUACGGUCAGAUUCCGUUUAUAGAGAGCUGCUAAAUAGCUGUAGUGGCCGGCAAGGGCCAGAUUUUCGCUUAUUGUGUUACAACCCCUUUUUUUAAAAAACAUUUUAUUGAAAAGCACUUCAGACAAACAUCGCUUCAAAAGUUUUAAGAAGGAAGAAUUCUUGUUCAAACAAAUUCAAACAAAGUUCAUAAAGAAAACAAACUAGGGGUUGGUAAGGUAGCACUGUGUGUAGGAGGCGUCCUGCCUGCCUGCAACCCCCAGCUGGUAGCACUCCAGUGAGUGUGUGUUGUCUAGGAUUUAUCCACCUUAUAACCGAACAGUAUGGGGUACCUUUUCAGAAAGCAGGCAGGACCAUGAGCCUGAUCUAAUUCCCUGUUAACAUCAAUGAAAAGAAUCCCAUAGUCUUGUAGGCAGCCUGAUUGCCGUCAAUAAGGCAACAAUUUCCCAGCACAAAUACAUUUUUAAGAAAUACACAUUGUCACACAAAAAAGCAUCAGUUGCAAGUGUAGCCAUUAGGGCGUGACUCAAAGUGGUGGAAAUAAAUGAGCGUCUCCUCCCGCCACGUCAAUUGGUUUUUAAUUAAGCCCUUCAUUUAUUGUGACAUCUAUGCGAUUCCUCGAAAGAUGUUAAAUAAGCUGUAUUACAGCUAGAAGCCCUUGACUCUAGAAUCUAGAGUAGGACAUGUCGAUGAGCCACCAUCAAUAUUUUCCCCUGAUUAUAUAUUGCAUUAUUAAGAAAUAAAUACAUGCAUAGCACAAUCAUAAUAAAUAGCUUUCUCGGAAGUUUGUAUGCAGUAUGUACUGUUUAAGGAGCCUGUCCUGCAAGCUGCUGAAUGCUUUCAAUGUUUAUUUAAAAGGCCAUUCAGCACCCUAAAAGAGUGGAACUUGCAUUUUACUCUGAUGUUGUUUAUUGGAUGGCAACCUUUCUUUAGCUCUACUCUGUUACAGUCAGAAAACCCUGGCUGGUCCAUUUGCUCAGCACUGGUAACGGGAUUAUGGGCCCUUAAUCCCACACCUACUGACAUUAAUGGGAACCUUUCCCUGGAUACCAAUAUACAUUGAAUCAGUCCCUUCAGGUGAACUGAAGAAUAUUAGCUUCUUAUGGAGCUAACAGCUUACCUCUGGAGAGCGACUAUUUCCCAUUAGCUCGAAGGGAGACAUAUGUACGUGAACAUUAAAGAGGUGUUUGUGUAAUUUUAAGUAAGGGACUGAACCGGGAGAAUUCUGGUGUUUAGAUUAAAAAAACUCAAAUUAUAAAAAUACCCACUAUGACCUAAAGAACCUCUACAUUCCUUAUUAUCCACCAAGAGAAUCUCCCUGGACAGAUGAAGCAGCAGGCGCGUAUGUUGUAUAAUCAUCAUCAUCACUGGGGGGGGGGUGGAAAUGUAUUCAGCAUAUUAAAAUUCUUAGAUAAACUAGUGUUGUUUCUGUGAAUGGUACUAAACCCCUCUCGUAACAUGAUUCAAAAUACGCAAGUUGAUUAAUUGGUUUCUGUACUGAAGUGAUCGAGCAAUGCUGAAUCACAGAGGAAUGCUUUUAUUCAUAACAGUACUAGAAUAGGCAGCUUUGCAUUCUGAUAUUUUAUUUAGAUUUUAAUUAGAUCCCUCACACUAUGAGGAAUGUGAGUAACUUUUCCCGUCUAAUUUUACUUUCGAAGUAUACACCCAAAUUAAUUAUCCCAUUCUAAUUCCCACCAGUAGAGAAAGUGCGAAAACACAGAUUCAGAAACCUUUACAAAUUACGAAUUUUAUACUAGCAAUGUGAACGUGUAUCUCUGGAAAAUAUUCCUGUUAUGAAAUCAGUAGUGCUUUGCCAUUAAUUUCAAUGGAACCAAGAUUGGGACCAUUAUUACGGAGUUUUGUUUUUAAAAUUCACAAAUAAGCAAUGGACACAAGCAACAGGGCCAUCCAAUGCAACAGCAGAAGAGCGUGUGAAUGUUUGUUGUUACUGAUAUCUGCACACCAGCUUCCCCGCAGAAGGAAACUAAUGAAAGAACAGUUUAUAAAUGCGAUGGUGUAUUGCUUCUGCUUCCUAUCCAGUACUGCUUAAGCUGAUUAAGUAGCUGUUAUUGUUUACGUGCAAAAUAUUAAAGUGGGUUAUCAGAUCA